GCUUUCCGGAUUGCUGAUAUACGUCUUCUGCCGCCUCCGCACCUUUGCCUCGUGCCUUUGCCUUACUACCAGGGGCGAAUACCAAACUCGCGCCAAAAAAUGGGAAAAUGGACAGUCGGAUACCAUGAUGAAGUCCUUCGCGCCAAGAUGAAAAGCCUAGUUUCUGGUGCAAUCAAGCGCUCCAAGCUUGAGAAUGCAGAGCCCUGGAUCAGCUACGACACUUUCGUGGAAGAGUUAGACAGUGGCGACUCAUUCACGACCUCCAUCAUCGAUAUACUUGUCAAAGAGCUCGCAGAGCGUCAUUUCCGGCACAAUGAGGCGGACCGCGGGCUUAUAGCGGACCGCACUGCUCUCUCACUCAAACGACUAUCAAAUCCUGUAAGAGUGUAUGGGGCACGUAGCGACUGGCGGGGUGUCGUGGGAAGAAGAGGUGUGGACUUGACGGAAUAUUUGUCUGCGCCUCCUGAUCAGGAUGAAAUGGAUGAGGAUGACGAGGACGUUAAUGUCUCGUACGAACCUGCCAAUGGUGGCAUAUUAGAAGGUGCCCGCAUCAACUCAGAACUGUACGAUGCAUAUGGGUCACAGCCACCCAGUUGGUCGGGUUUCCCAGACUCGUAUCCUUUGAGAAGGUCCCAUUUUUUCCGUCCGUCAUCAGCAGACAGUUCCAGCGCAGAUAGGACGCUACCACCCUUACAAGACUCCUCUUCCACAACGCGCAGCAACCCUUGGCAAUUUCCCGCUGCCAAUGGGCCAUUUAGCUCCAAUCUAUCUCGCCAAGGAUCUAUUCGCCGACCUGCUAGAACCAGGGCAACGGAUUUCAAUGAUUUUACUUCUCGCCGUCGCUCUUCCAUUCGCCAAAAUACACAAGAAUCAGGUAGCCUGAGGUCAGAGACAUCUGCUCCUAUUAUUUCACAUGCAGAUGUAGCUACCUCAUCUUCUCGACCCCCUCCUGAUGAGCCCAUUUCCUUGCCAAGCGCACCAGCUAGACGUUUUUUCCCUUUCGGCAGGACCCGUCGCUACGAGGUGGUUAUGCCUGGUACUCCACUAUGGGCGCCAAGUGUUUCCGACGAGAUGAUCCUCCCCAUACAUCCUCCUCUAAGCUCUGUUUCUUCGUCGCAGUCGGCACCCUUUACAGCACCUGAACCUGGCCAUGAAGUAAGCGAGGAGCGUUCACAGGCUCCUCGACUUCGUCGUGGUGGGUUACGGGCACCUGAAUCCAUGCUCUCUCGCCAUACAUCACCUUCUCCACCAACAAUUCAAGUUGAUGCAAGCUCAUCCCCAGUUGUUACUUUGGCUCCACCUUCUUCGAACCCCCACCUUGAACCUGCUUCCGUACCUGCUGGCUCUGAGCAUCCCGUGGAUCCUGGGCCAAAUUUCUUACCACCACUCGUAGCAGAAGAGAUUAUUUAACAUGGGUUUAGGACAUUCAAUUGGAAAACUUGUACUUUUAGUAUAUUCGUACUUCUCCGAGAUAUAAGAGUUAGAGUUUGGUAAAUAUGGUCAAAUACAGU
Serpula lacrymans var. lacrymans S7.9 is the source of this 1511-nucleotide messenger RNA. RefSeq lists its product as uncharacterized. NCBI's taxonomy places the organism in Eukaryota, Fungi, Basidiomycota, Agaricomycetes, Boletales, Serpulaceae. The transcript has 4 exons. The record is from RefSeq and is a predicted model, not a curated record. Bases 100 to 1410 code for a protein of 436 amino acids.